Messenger RNA from Tachysurus fulvidraco (yellow catfish), 1773 nucleotides. RefSeq names its product ankyrin repeat and SOCS box containing 1 (gene asb1). Lineage: Eukaryota; Metazoa; Chordata; Actinopteri; Siluriformes; Bagridae. The transcript is spliced from 5 exons. Gene Ontology annotation, molecular function: protein binding. Gene Ontology annotation, cellular component: ubiquitin ligase complex. The coding region runs from base 143 to 1225 and encodes 360 amino acids. The record is from RefSeq and is a predicted model, not a curated record. Gene Ontology annotation, biological process: protein ubiquitination; intracellular signal transduction.
UUCCCGGAUAGACAAAACACUCCAAAACAUCCGGAAUGCCAGCGAGGAUCAAAACACUGGCGAAAUAAGCGCCGAUUACAUCCUGGUUUGUGUUGUAGCUCAGCUGCUUUUGUACUAAAUCCCACUUAGAGCUGUUUGAGCGAUGGCAGACGGUGUGAAUGUUGUUGAAGGGGAUGUAGAUGAUGAUGAACCGUCCACCAGGAGCUGUCCUGUGAUCACUGUCUCUGACCUGCCCAGCAGCACCACAGCAGGCCGUAAUCUGAAAGAAUGGCUUCAGGAGCAGUUCUGCGACAAACCUCUAGAGCAGUGUGAGGACAUGCGUCUGCAUAACGCCGCCUAUGUGGGAGACUUGGACACCAUCAAGAGCUUGUUGCAGGAAGACGGCUUUAAACAACGGAUCAAUGAGAAAUCUGUGUGGUGCUGUGGCUGGCUGCCUUGUACGCCUCUGCGUAUAGCUGCUACUGCUGGCCAUGGCGACUGCGUGGACUUUCUCAUCAGCCAUGGGGCCGAGGUGGACCUGGUGGAUGUCAAGGGUCAGACAGCUCUGUAUGUGGCCGUGGUUAACGGACACCUGGACUGCGUUCGCAUCUUGCUGGAGGCCGGGGCAGACCCAAACGGCAGCAGACACCACCGCAGCACACCUUUAUACCAUGCAGCCCGGGUGGGCAGGGUGGACAUUCUACAAGAACUGAUCAGGUUCAAAGCUGAUGUAGAUGUGGAUCACCAGCUGGGACCGAGGCCUCUGUUUAGUGCUCGCACCCUUUCCACAUUGGUGGUGUGUCCUCUAUACAUCAGCGCUGCCUACCAUCAUUUACACUGCUUCAGGCUGCUCCUUGAGGCUGGAGCCAACCCCGACUACAACUACACCGGCCCCGUUAGCCGUGAAGCACUGAACAGAGGUCUGGCCUCCUGCCUGCUGGACGCCGUGCUUAGACAUGGAUGUGAGCCGAAUUUUGUCAGACUGCUGUUGGACCACGGUGCUGAUCCACUACUCGUGCCAUGGGAGGAACCUGAUCCUGAUGCUAUGGGAAGAGUGCGUGUCAACCCUGAGGCCUUAAACAUCUAUCAGGAGGCCAGGAAAUGUCCGCACAGGUUGACUCAUUUGUGUCGUAUAGCCAUUCGGAAGGUGAUGGGCAAACACCGCUUGAGGCACAUCUCUAGCCUUCCUUUGCCUGAUUCCAUCAAGAAUUUUCUGCUUCAUAGAGACUUCUGUUCCCUUUCCUGAAGGAGGUGUGAUUUCAACCGAAGGCUGUAUUCUGUUUGUACCUCUACUUGAAGAUUUUGUGGCCUGGAGAUAAUGCUGACGGAUCUACAGUCAUUUUGAGAUCCAGAUCAUUUUUAACGUGUGCUAUGGCUUUGAUGUUACAGUUGAAUUGCGUUCAUGAUGGUAGGAGGACAUUCCCUAAAGAAAGCAAACGUUUCCGGUUUCAUAGCACAUCCUUCUAUAUGUUGCAUGUUGGUAAAAAUCACUUUGUUUACACAAUAAUACUUCCAGUAGCAUAUUCUGUAAAAGUAAUAUAUUUACUGAAUACACAACAUAAUCAUAUUAUCUCUUGAAUAUCAUUUGGACUAUUGUCUGUAAGAGCAGUGGUAAUUUAUAUUUAAGAACAAAUUUUAUAUUUCUUUUUUUUGUUUAUGGUCACUGUGGUGUAAAAGUCAAAAAGCAUAAUUUAUGAUUCUUUCUGAAAUGUAUUUAUAUCAUGCUUAAACAUAUUGUUAAAUUUAAAGCCUUAAAUUAAAUUCAGAUGACUAUAAUAAACUAGAAUAUCCCCA